AGGCAGGUUAGCAUCUCUUUUAGAUUUCCUGUUCUUUUGACUUUGCUGGUCCUAUGUGCUUAUUUUGUUGUGCUUCAGUUGUUAGAAUGUUAUAAUUUUAUAGAUGAGUUGAUAAACUAUGCCAAUUCUGUCUAAAUCAAUUUAUUUCCCUUGACCUCCUUGGUGCCCUUAAUAAAAUUUGUGCAUUUCAAAAAAGAUUAAUGGUCUUCCAACAACUAGUAGGUACAUCAUCUUUGCCAAUAUCUGUACUUUGGCAUGUCAUAAUUGUCUUUCAAUGAACAUAUCAAGUAGUACAUAGUUUAUACUUCGUAUGAGAAAGAGAAGGUUUCUAAACAAGGUUAUACAUCUAUUAGUAGCUCUGUUUCAAUGCUAUUUAAUUGGUCUUUUGCUGUUUAUAUGGGACUUGUGUUGUUUAAAUUUCUAAAAGCACCAACUUCUGGUAAUAGAUACUGUACUUCUUGUUCAUUUUUACUUUGUGAAAUUUCUUCGCACAUUUUUGGACAACUGUAGUACAGUACCUUUUCAUUGAAAACAAUCUGACAACUCAAGAUUAUUAUGAAAUCUAUUCAACGUUAACACUUAGUCCUUAAUAUUUUGAUGUUAAGUACCAGGAAAGUUUUGAUAAGAAAUGAAGUGAUUCAAGUUAAGAUAGGCUUAGAUUGAACUGAAGAUAAGAGGAGAAAAAAUGUCUGAGAUUGGCGAACAUGUGCAAUGUGGGGCUAUCUUAGUGCUUUGGUGCGAAAAAUUUGUUUAAUCAAAGUAGGAGAUGCUAACAUGGGAAAAGGGAGAAUGGAGAAAACAUGAAUGGAAGUAAUAAAGGACAUGUAUACAAAGGGAUUGGUUAGAGAAUCUAGCAUUCAUCCAAAUGAGCGGAGAAAGUGUAUACUGGUGGAGGCUUGAUUAAUUGAUUGUGUAUUGAUAUUGAGUACUCUUAUCUUGAAAUCGAAUCGAACCAAAUAUCUCUGAAUGUUGAACUGGCUUAACUUCCAAGUAUCAUUGUGGAUUUGCAUUGUUGAAUAAGACCAUCCCAAAUCAAGGAAGGAAUUUCUGGUGAGAAGUCCAAGGGAGAAGAUGGAAUCUACAUCCUUAGUUACAUCUAAUCUUAAUAGGGUGGGAAAAUAAAUUUUCUUCAUUUCUUCUUUGUCUCUGGAUUCGCCAUAACUAGAUUUAGCUGCAACAUGUUCAAGGUUUUUCUCAUCCAUUAUCUUUUGUAGAUUUGACCUUCAAUUUCAACCCUCAAGAAAUAUAGGAGUCUUUGGCUAUUGAUCAAUUUGGUCAUGAUCAGGAAAAAAAAAAUAGAGCCAUUUCUAAUUGGGAAAUUCUGCAAUUGUUGAAUUGCCAGAUAUAUCCCUUGAUGAUCAUCAUCAUAUGUGACAUGGUAGAGAUAGGAUCAGUAUCAACACUUUUUCUCUGAAGAGGACAAGUGCUUAACCUUUCCAAGUAAGAUUAGCCUCUUCUCUUCGAAAGGAAAAUUGACUGGAAGGAAAAUACGCCUAAUCACUAACAAAGGAAUUUAUUUCGGGAUGUUGACGUCGUCAAAAAAAAAAAAAAACAAAAAGAAAAGCUUUUUAGUGAAUCAUCAUUUUAUCACGAUUGGGCGGGUGUUCAGUGAAUCAGUGUAUUUGAGUACAAGAUCGAAAAAAAAGCUGUAAACAGCUGGUUCUAGGAAAAAAGGAUAGAGGCAGCCCUUAGGGGUUGUUGCAAUACAGAAUUCUAUUGCUGUCUGCUGUACGUCUUUAUAUAUUAUUGAAAGCAUAACAAAACAUAAACAAAAACAAAAACAAAAUAGAAUUGUUCUUUUGUACAAAGGUUUUGCAAUUUAGAAGGUCAAAUUCUGCUGAACUUAAAUGUGAAGUUAACUAUCAUGUUCCCUGUAGCGAUGGUGCUGCACUGUUGCAGUGUGGUAAGUGGGCCUUCUCCUCCAAUUACCACAGUUGCUACAGAUUAGAUAUAUUUUUUGUACAAUAAUGGAGAAAAUAAAUAUUUGUGUAUUUGCCUUUGUUCCCAGUAAUAGUAAAUGGUGGCAUCCAUAUUUAUCGAAAACAUUAAAAGGAAAAAAAUGCACUGUCAAUCCAUGCCAAUAUAAACACAGUUACAACUUAUUUGUAUAUAUACGCCACGUAAGUGGGUUGGUAACCCGAAAAGUAGAAAAUAUGAUCGAGUUAUUAGAUUGAAACAAAUAUGAACUUUGGAUUAUCAUGUUGAAACAUUGAAUAACGGAGCUACAACGUGUCAACUCUUACAAUUACCAAAUAGCUAAUGAAUAAGAAACAAAAAGCAAAAAAAACCCAACCUAAUACUUCUGGUGUCCGUAGUUAUUAGGAAAAAAAAAAGAGUAAAAUAUUUGCCCCAGAAAUGAGAAUUGUGAGCUUCAUGAUAUAAAUAAUAUAACUAUAAAUAAGCGAAUGACAAUAAUAAUUUAUAGUCUAUAGCAGAUUUAUAUAGUAGAUUACAUAUGAAGUCCUGUCAUCAAAUAGUAAUGCAAAUAAAUCAAUUAGCCAAUAAUUCCACAUUACAACAUUGUCUUUGAAGGAGUUUUGGGCAUUUCUUCUUUAAUAGUAAGUUGAAUAUCAUGAUAUCAGUUACCGUUUCUAGACUUUUCUUCUUCUUUUUUUCCUUUAUGAGUGUCACCCACCAUACUUCUAUAUACAUCUAACCCGCUCCUCUCCAUUGCGGUGCAUUCUCUAAAUUCCUCCAUAUGAGGGAAUCCCUCUUUUAAAUUUCCUUUCUAGUAAUCCUUCUUGAUUUCUCUUUCUGUCACCCAACCUGUUUCAGCAACUUUAUUCCUCUCAUCAAAUUCCAUUCCGCACUUACAGAAAUUAUUUCUGAAUCGAAUCGUCGCCUCUCUUGGUAUAAGACCCCAUAAUUUUCAGUCUAAAAGUAAUCGAGAAAAUGUUUGAUUAUCUCCCUCAAGAAGUUAUAGCCCAUAUUCUUUUGAGAUUGCCUGUCAAAACCCUUGGCCUUUGUUUAUGUGUCUGCAAACUAUGGCAUGCUAUUAUCUCAGGCACCAUUUUCAUCAAUAACCAUAUUGCCCACACCAACAAGAAAGAGAACAGUGGUCAUCGCCUCCUUCUCAGACAGUUCAUUGAUGUGCAACAUAGAGAACUCUACUCUCUUCAUUUCGACACCCAUCCCUUUCAGAAAUAUAAAGAUUUGAGUUUUCCAAUCCAAACCAUCGAUCGUCGUUUUCGGAUUGUUGGUUCCUGUAAUGGCAUUCUGUGUUUGUCAUCCAAUGGUCAUCCUCCUGACUUUGUUCUCUGGAAUCCAACGAUACAAAAAUUUGUCUCUCUUCCUCGUCCUCUUGUGUACUUAAGCUAUUGCAAUAUCAAAAUGUUCACCCUCGGCUUUGGUUUUGACUCUCUUUCCAAUGAUUACAAGGUGGUGAUGCUUUUUUUUCUUAAAGCAAAACGUGGCCAUGAUUGUGCUUAUCCUCCUCCUCAAGUUAAUCUAUAUUCGCUUAGCACCCGAUCUUGGAGAGAAAUUAGUGCGAUGGCAUGUCCAUAUAAGAUGGACAGAUAUUGCUGGACACAAGUUUUUCUGAAUGGGGCUAUCCAUUGGGUUGCAUCUACCAAGAUAAAUGGAGUUAAAGAUGGACCCUGUAGUAAUUUGAUUUUGCGAUUCAAUGUGUCCGAUGAGGUUUUUGACCAUAUGUGCCUACCAGGGAGUCUAGUUGACAACAAAGCAUUCAAGUUGUCUGUCCUGGUCCUUGGAGGACAGCUUUCUGUCGUGCAAUGGAAUACAUUUGAAAACUGUGGAACAUGUUCGAUAUGGUCAAUGAAAGAGUAUGGUGCAAAAGAGUCUUGGACGAAGCAGUUCGAAAUUGGUUCGCUAGAAGCACUAGAUAUAUCUUGUGUGGUAAAUAUCUUGCGCUUGAGAGAAAAUAGUCAAUUAUUGUUGGAAAUGUGCAAUGGAUGGCUGUUCUCAUAUGACCCUCAGGACAAAAAAGUGACAGAUCUUCAAAUUAAUGGCUCGGAAAAAACCUUUUAUUUGGAUUUUUUUGAGGAGAGCCUAGUAUUGCUAGGACAAGGGAAUGAAAACUUGAAAGAACAACAGGAUGUUCAAUCAAAAAAGAGAAUGAGACCAGAGGACAGAAUCAAGAAUGUAGAGUGGUGAGCUCUUUUUUUCUUCAAUCUCUAGUAUGUCUAAAAUAACCUUUGUAGGGUUCUAAUGGAAGUGGAUUUGUGAUGGUGAAGAGUUGUAAUGCAGGACAAAGGAAUACCGAUAAAUGAGUAGGUAUACGAAAUAUGUCCUCUCUCUUGGCAUGGUGAUUUCAAUGUCGGGGUUCUCUGCAUUACUUUUCUUUCUUCUGCUAUUAUGAUCUAACUUUCAUUUGGGUUGGCUACUGCCUAAUAAUAAUGGUAUAUCUAUCUAUGCUAAU
This is a messenger RNA of Tripterygium wilfordii, 4378 nucleotides long. Its product is annotated as F-box protein CPR1-like. The transcript has a single exon. Gene Ontology annotation, molecular function: protein binding. Lineage: Eukaryota; Viridiplantae; Streptophyta; Magnoliopsida; Celastrales; Celastraceae. The record is from RefSeq and is a predicted model, not a curated record. The coding region runs from base 2893 to 4113 and encodes 406 amino acids.